AGCUGCCAGACCUCUGCUGGAAAAGUACUGGAGAAAAGGGCACAGGUUCCUGCAGUGCAGCUAAGCCUCCUCAGGUCUGGCAUUGACUGCAACUCAGCUUCUUCACGAUGGUGGGCCCUAAUGGCAGUGAAUCCAGUGCCACGUAUUUCGUUCUAAUAGGCCUCCCUGGAUUGGAAGAAGCUCAGUUUUGGUUGGCUUUCCCUUUAUGCUCCCUUUACCUUAUUGCUGUGCUAGGUAACUUGACAAUCAUCUACAUUGUGUGGACUGAGCACAGCCUACAUGAACCCAUGUAUAUUUUUCUAUGCAUGCUUUCUGGCCUUGACAUCCUGAUCUCUACUUCAUCCAUGCCCAAAAUGAUGGCCAUCUUCUGGUUCAAUUCUACUACCAUCCAGUUUGAUGCUUGUCUGCUACAGAUGUUUGCCAUCCAUUCCCUUUCUGGCAUGGAGUCCACGGUAUUGCUGGCAAUGGCCUUUGACCGCUAUGUGGCAAUCUGCCACCCACUACGCCAUGCCACUGUGUUAACAUUGCCUCGUGUUACCAAGAUUGGAAUGGCUGCCGUAGUACGAGGUGCUGCACUUAUGGCACCUCUGCCUGUCUUCAUCAAACAGCUGCCUUUCUGCCGCUCCAAUAUCCUUUCCCACUCCUACUGCCUACAUCAAGAUGUCAUGAAGCUGGCCUGUGCUGACAUCCAUGUCAAUGUCAUCUACGGCCUCAUCGUUAUCAUCUCUGCCAUUGGCCUGGACUCAGUUCUCAUCUCCUUAUCAUAUCUGCUUAUCCUCAAGACUGUGUUGGGCUUGACACGUGAAGCCCAGACGAAGGCAUUUGGCACUUGUGUCUCUCAUGUGUGUGCUGUUUUCAUAUUCUAUGUGCCGUUCAUUGGAUUAUCUAUGGUGCACCGCUUUGGCAAGCGGCAGGACUCCCUCCUGCCCGUCAUCAUGGCCAACACCUACCUCCUUGUCCCUCCUGUGCUCAACCCUAUUGUCUAUGGAGUGAAGACAAAGGAGAUCCGGCAGCGCAUCCUUCGUCUUUUCCAUGUGACAACCCUGACUUCAGAUCCCUAGGUGUCAGUGAUAAAACUUAUUUUUCACUCAAAGUUCUUUAAUGCAGAUUUUAAUAUCAAUAUUUUGGGAGACAAUAUUAGGAACAAAACAUGUUCCUUAAUAAAAACACAGCUGGUCCUUCAAAGAUGAAACUGGUGGGAACAUCUGUGGAUAGGGGCAGCAGAACAGUAUACUCCCAAUCCCCAUUUUUUGAAUAUUAUUUUUCCCUCUAGUUAUUUUCUAUAUGUAAUUAUUAAAAUCUUGAGGUGGUUGUAGUUGUAGGAUUAUUAUUUCCCAUUUAACCAUCCAGUCCAAUUCUCUAAACUGCUUGUACUAGUCCACAGCAUUCUAAGGUAAGGGUGCCACAUCGAAGGCAUUUUUACCAAAGGCUUAAGCAUGGCAAAAGUGAAAUAAACUCAAGAAUACAAUACAAUCAGAUACUUUGGCUUAAAACUAUAAUUUUUUUUCUCCCCAGAAACC
This is a messenger RNA of Myotis davidii, 1520 nucleotides long. Its product is annotated as olfactory receptor 51E1. NCBI's taxonomy places the organism in Eukaryota, Metazoa, Chordata, Mammalia, Chiroptera, Vespertilionidae. Gene Ontology annotation, molecular function: olfactory receptor activity; G protein-coupled receptor activity. Gene Ontology annotation, cellular component: membrane. The transcript has 2 exons. Bases 108 to 1061 code for a protein of 317 amino acids. Gene Ontology annotation, biological process: G protein-coupled receptor signaling pathway. The record is from RefSeq and is a predicted model, not a curated record.